Messenger RNA from Camellia sinensis, 1200 nucleotides. The record is from RefSeq and is a predicted model, not a curated record. NCBI's taxonomy places the organism in Eukaryota, Viridiplantae, Streptophyta, Magnoliopsida, Ericales, Theaceae.
AGUUUGGUGAGAUUGGCAAUGAAUGCACUGCAAGGUAUAGAAUCAGCUCUCAUAACCAUUGAAAAUCUCUGUGCAGCAUUCUGUUCUGAUCCAGCUGACAGAACAUUCCAUCGAAUUCCCAGUUUAUGGAAACGGUCGUCAAGCACUCUUGCUUUGGGAAAGAUACUCAAAUCCAUAGGCCGCUCGGGUUGUGUAGUCUUUAUUCUCCAUAAAUUUGUGGAUCAUUUUAAAAAUUUUAAUUUUGAUGAAAGUUUGAGUUGCAGUAAACUUAUGAAUUCAGAAGCAGAGGAAAAUCAUAAUGAUCGCAAGGGUGAAGGGGGAGAACACCACCCAUACAGUCUUGUUAAUCAGGCAUUUUCUGUUGCUGUGCAGAAGGUUUUAGAAGGUUACAUAUGCACACUGGAUACACUUUUUGCAUCAGUGGGUUUAAGACGUUCAUCAAAGACUGUUGAAGUUACCCUAUUGGAGGUUUACCUCCACACAAAGGAAUUGAGAAGUCAGAUUGAAGCUAUUGGAAAUAUCUGCAAUAUUCAUAAUAUAGCUCUUUGCUUUUCAGUAUCCUCUUUUGAGGGUUUAAUUGCCAAAGCAAAUUUAGAGUUUCAUAAGUUCCCAAGAGGUGGAGAUCUGCUCACUUAUUUGUAUACACAACUACGGGUUGCUGAUCCUGCCCACACUGCUCUCCUCAAGUUUCUCUUUCUCUGUUCAUGCGAACCAUAUUGUGAAUUUAUUAGAUCAUGGAUUUACAAAGCCAAGAUUAGUGAUCCUUAUAAAGAAUUUGUAAUGGAAUAUGUCGAAAAUACACCUUAUCCACCUGGUAAAGCUGGAAGCUUUAGUGACAUCCGAUUAGCUACUAUUAGGGAGCGAGAUGGAGUUGCUGUUCCUUGUUUUCUGAAAGAUUUCUCAAUUCCUCUUGUAAGAGCUGGUCAGCAGCUUCAAGUACUAAUGAAGUUGCUUGAAUUAUGUAGUCAUAUUGGCACCGUAAAUCAUACUUAUGAGGAUAUCCUUCCCUGCUGGAGUGGUUUCUCAAGUGAUCAUCCAUAUUAUGCAUCUCCAUUGACUUUUAAUCAAGGAAGCAUAGAAGCUAUGGUACUUGCAAGGAACGAUUAUUACAAAAGGAUGCUGGAAAAACUUGACACCAUUUUAACAAAGUUAGAAAUCAGAUAUCAACAGGUAUUUGCAUCAUAAGGGUCCACUGUUCUU